AUGACAGAAGUGCCCGAAACCAAUCCCCCACCGCCGGACCCUCCAAUCCCCUCCGCAUCGGACGCCGCGGAGGAAACGGCUCCGCCGGCUACAACAACUGCAUCGCAGCCGAGCACCGACAUCGUCGCCCCUCCGGCGUUAGCUCCGAAGUGGCAACGCCGUCCGAGUGUCCGUCUUGGAGAGAUUGGAGACCAACGC
Messenger RNA from Sphenostylis stenocarpa, 198 nucleotides. Lineage: Eukaryota; Viridiplantae; Streptophyta; Magnoliopsida; Fabales; Fabaceae. The record is from the annotation of a GenBank genome assembly.